GCAGCCGCAGGAGGGGCGGCGGCGGUGGGCGCCGCAGGCGAUGCCCCUGCCCGGCUGCUCCGGCGUGGGGCAGUGCGAGCGGCGGCGGGGGAGCAGGCAGGGGGCGGCGGCUGCGGCGGCUGCAACAGAGGGGCCGAGAGCUGGAGGCGGCGGCGGCGGCGGCGGCCUCGAAGGGCAUCGGCGGAGGCGGUGAUGGCACCAGUGGUGAUCUGAAGAUGGAAAGAGCCAGGCGAAGGGGAGGCGGCGGCGGCGGCGGCGGCCGUGGCCGCGGCGGCAAGAAUGUAGGGGGCUCUGGCCUCAGCAAGAGUAGACUCUAUCCCCAGGCCCAGCACUCCCACUAUCCCCACUACGCGGCUUCAGCCACCCCUAACCAGGCUGGGGGCGCAGCCGAAAUCCAGGAGCUGGCCUCCAAAAGGGUGGACAUCCAGAAAAAGAGGUUUUACCUAGAUGUGAAGCAAAGCUCCCGGGGCCGGUUCCUAAAGAUAGCCGAAGUCUGGAUAGGGAGAGGCCGGCAAGACAAUAUCAGAAAGAGUAAACUGACCCUCUCCCUGUCUGUGGCCGCGGAGCUGAAGGACUGUCUAGGGGACUUCAUCGAGCACUAUGCCCACCUGGGCCUGAAAGGCCACCGACAAGAGCAUGGUCACGGCAAAGAGCAAAGCUCCAGGAGGAGACAGAAGCACGCAGCACCCUCCCCACCAGUCUCUGUGGGGUCCGAAGAGCACCCUCACAGUGUCCUCAAAACAGACUACAUAGAGAGGGACAAUAGGAAAUACUAUCUAGACCUAAAGGAAAAUCAACGGGGUCGCUUCCUAAGGAUAAGACAAACCAUGAUCCGGGGAACUGGCAUGAUAGGUUAUUUUGGCCACACUUUGGGCCAAGAGCAGACUAUCGUCCUCCCAGCACAAGGGAUGAUUGAGUUUCGGGACGCCUUGGUUCAGCUCAUUGAAGACUAUGGCGAAGGGGACAUAGAAGAACGCAGAGGUGGAGACGAUGACCCAGUCGAACUCCCAGAGGGGACUUCUUUCAGAGUGGACAAUAAAAGGUUCUACUUUGAUGUGGGCUCUAAUAAAUAUGGAAUUUUCCUGAAGGUAAGUGAGGUGAGGCCACCUUACCGUAAUACUAUUACUGUUCCAUUCAAAGCUUGGACAAGGUUUGGGGAGAAUUUUAUCAAGUACGAAGAAGAGAUGAGGAAAAUUUUCAACAGCCAUAAAGAAAAGAGGAUGGAUGGCAGAAGGGCCAGUGGUGAAGAGCAAGAAUGCCUCGACUAGAAUGAAAUUGAACUCCAUCAGGCAAAAGUUAAAAUCAUAAAUUGGCUAAAAGUACUGAUCCAUAAUCAUUUGAAGAAAUUUUUCCUCUUUUUUUGGCCCUUUGUUAUGAGUAGUACCUCUAGUAGUUAUACUUCAAGGAGUCUGAUUCUCAUGUUAUGUUAUCCAUAAAACACUAUAAUUCUUAUGGGAAUUUCAGCCUUCCCAGAGCUAAAUAGUUUAGCUGCUUCAGCUGCUCCAGACUAUUGAAGUAUGCAAAUCAGCACAGUGUGACAUUCUGACCUUCUAGAUACCAUAACUAAGAUUAACAUUGCACUAUGACAUAAGCUUAAAAAAAGAUACAUAUACCUAAUAUGUAAGUGUGAAUUUCUAUUUAACAAGUUCCCCAAAAAAAGUAUUCCAUUCCUACUUCAUUAAAAGCUGCUAGGAUUACCUGUAGGACAGUUACCACAGAAACAGAAACUGACUUCUAUUAUAAAUAUAUUUAUUUACAAAAGUACGAGUAGAAAUAUAUUAAAUGUCCAUUGGAUAACUGAAUAUUAAACAGUACCAUUAAAGAAUCGAAUCUUAGAGUUACUAUAGUAUUCUAUAAUUUCAAAUUUUGUGGUGACCCUACAGUUUAUACUUGCCAUAUCAAUGCCAUGAGAGAGUUUUAAUUGGUUAUUCUAAGCUAGUUAUAAUCCCAUCUUCACCUCUGAUUAUUGUACCAUAUAUUAUUAUUGACUUUCCAAAGUUUCAGGAAUUACUUUUAUGUCACUGUUGCGUGGGAGGCUUUGCUAUGGAAAUCUUGAUAUUUUAGCUUUUCAUGCUAAUUUGAAGGUUGUGAGAGGUUCUUUCCCAAAAUACAUCAUGGACUCAAGGUGUUAUAUUUUAUGCUGCUGCUUUAGCACUGUUUCAGAAGGGUUGGUGCACCAGUUACCUGAUAUAAAAAUAAUCUGUAGUAAUAUAUUUUAGUAGCACUUUUGCAGUUGCUGCCCUGAAGUCCAUUUCAACACUUACAGUAUAAACCUGACUUUUAAAGGUGUUUUAAUUCCAGGAAAAAAAAAAGUUUUUUUCUAAAAAGCAUUUAGAAUAAAUAUACAAUUUCAGCCUGGAAAAAUAUAAUUUGAAGAUUGGUUAUAAACAUAUUUGAAAGAAUAAUUCAGGCAUUUUUCCAAGGUGCUCUUUAUGAUACUUUACACAAGGUUUACUUUACACAAGACUCACCCACUUACUGGUAUUAAAAAUUACUUUCCAGGAAGUGCCACAGCAAUUUUUCAACACCCAAGCAAUUUUUUAAACAAGUGGAUAUAAUGUAUAUGUGUACCAACCCACCCUGUAUUAACUGACUGAAAUUUUAUCUGUUGAGCUGCAUUUUAUCUGAAUGAAAUUACUGUCUUUUAUCUUGGCUUUAUUCACCUCCCACACAAUGAGUCCAUAUAAUCAUGUUUAGAAGCCAGACACUGAUUUCAGCCCCCAAAUAUAGCUCUCAUUGAUGAGAGCUGGCUGCAUGGAUUGAGUUCAGAAUGUAGCUCUUCUUUUAUAUGCUAUAAGUAAUUCACAAUUAUUUUAACAGUUGAUUUCCCUCCAGAGGAUUGUCCCCAAAUACACUUAAGUAAGGUCACUAAGAAAACUUUAUGAUAUGAAUUAAGAAAAUUAAUUUCACAGAUUUACGUUACUUAAGAACAAGCAAUCAGUAACCUAGACAUACAUACUGGUGUUGGCUUACUGAUUGUAUUUCCAGUUUCCUCAAAGUAUAAAGGAAUCUCCCCAGUUCAUUAUAAUUGUGGGCCAUCUGGAUCACUAUGGACCAGCUGAAGGUUAGAAGAUGGUGUUAGGACUAGAGUUAAUAGCUCAUGGCGGGUGUUGAGACUCUAAAAGUAGCAAGGAUCUUCAAACAGUCCUCACUGUAAAAUAACUAUUCUAGGCUUGAUAAAAAGUAGUUUUGGGGUAUGUGAAGGAGUGGUGUACACUUGAAUUACUGUACUACUGAUUGCUUUGCUGCCCAUCAUAGUGCCUAUUAAUAAUAAUCAACCUGUCAGAUUUUGGCAAACUGGAGCUGUGAAUAUUCCAGUAUUUGAGUGUUCCUAUCACUAUUGCUGUGACUGUAUACUCUCUCUUAAAACCUUCCCUUCCAAAAUAUUUAUAUCUGUUAAAUCUAAAUAAUUUCCUUGGUUUUUAGUCUGGUAAGGUUUGAGUGUGUGUGUGUGUGUGUGUGUAUAUAUAUAUACAUAUAUAUGUAUAUAUAUAUACACACACACACACACACACACAUCUAUGUGUGUGUAUAUAUGUGUUAUAUAUAUACAUACACAUGAUACAAUGCCAGACUUAAAUAUCUUUAACUCAUUGUAUAUAAAUAUUAUUAGUUUAAUUUUGCAUUAAUAAUUUAAGUGAAAAAUUGGUUAGGCAGCCAAAUUUUCUACAUUGUAUGUAUACUUCAGAGUUUUUACCAUCUCAAAGCUACAAACUGGAUAGAUGCAUAUGUACCGGCAGUUGAUUAUACUUUAGAAUCAUUAAGCCUUCUGCCAGUCCUUUUGUUUCAUUUUCUUCAAAGUUAAUGUUCACUGAAAAAUGAAAUGAUGCUAUGAUUUUUUUUGAUACUUAAAAUUUCCAGUCAUUCAUUAGCCAUAAUCAAAUAAGAUCCAAUCCAAAACUCUGGUAUUAGGACAUGUACUGAGAUGUAUCUUAUAAAAUACGCUACUAUUCUUAUCUGUGCAAUAUACAUUUUAUUUAUUGUCAUUUGUAACAUAAAUGGAGCUGCAAGUGUACAUGGUACUCUUCAAAAUAAUAGGAUCCCUGCCUUGAAGACAUAAAACUCUUAAGGCAACUGGAUGUUAGAAUUCAAAAAGUGAGCAUUAAAAGUUAGUAACCAAAAUUACUAGUUCACUAUAUAAUUCUAAAACACUGAUGAUGUUUGCACAUAAUAAUUCAAGCAUAAUGUGGUACAGACUCAAAACUGUAAUAAUAUAAGCUGAUAGUAUGAAAUUUGGAAACGGGUCCCUCAUAAUCGUUGGCAGUGUGCUCCUACCAAUUGAAAGCAGCACUAAUCUGUUGCUUAUAUGCAAAAGGUGCAAUGUAUUAUAAAAGUAUUAAACUUCUGCCACAUUUUAUAAUUUUCCUUGUUAAAGCCCCAAACUGCCAUGUCCCUUAAACUUGAGUCAAACACAAGCUUAUUUGCACUAAAGAGCAUGGCCAAAAAAUAAAUGACAGGGUGGAAAAGCUAAUUGGAACCUCUUGAAAUAGUUGGUUCUAAUGGGAGAAUUUCACAUUUGUCUAUUUGAAAGCUAUAUGGUCCAGGCAGACAAUCUGUCAGUUCACUAAUUUAAUAAUGCACUUUACCUUUUGUAUAUAAAAGAUGUACAUUUAUGCCACUUGACCGGUGGGAUGUGUUUCAAUAACUAUGUAGUUAGAAUCUGUAGGGUGAGCUCUUGCAUGCAUAUGUUUGUGUUGGAACUGCCGUAGUAACAAGUUUCCAUUAAAUCAGUGUAAUGGAGAAGGGUAGAAAAUGUUUCUGCAGCAAAUCCCAAUACAUUUAACAAAGAAUUUUAAAGUAGAGUUCAUAUUUGUAUUCUUCAGGACUAGAAUCAAUAAAAAACUAUUUCUAGCCCAGGUUAGUAUUACAGUUGAGAUUAUAUCUAAUUGAGAUUCCCCGUGAUACCCUGAAAAUGAAUUUUGGGAAUUUGUGCAGACAAAAAAAUUUUUAACAAUUCUGUUUCAUUGUUGAUGUGUGUUUAAAUUAGUAAUGAAAAGACAGUACAUGAUACUAUAUUAGAAUUAAAAGUAUGAUUGGCUGAUAUGGCAUCGUUAAGAAAACACCCAGACUAGAGAAAGUUCAAAUUAAGGAAAUGCAAAGAACCUAAGAACAAUUGCUAAAAUAAAUAUGAUAUUAUUUCAAAACUUGCAGAAGAACUAACUUUCACCAACCAAAAAGGGUAUUAGGGGCCUUAGUGUAUCCUUCCAUCCUGAAAACUUCCUAAGAUAUACUUUUGAAAACUAGAUAAUUGUUGCUUAAUAAUAGGUUGUAUGUACUUUACUAACAACACUGUGUACUAACAAUUCAUCAAGAGUAUACUAUAUUUACUGCAUUCAUUUUAUAUUUGUGGAUAAGAAUACAUUAUAUAUAGUGAACCUAUCUUAAUAUAAUCUUGUAUUUAUAUUGUAAUUUUGAAAAUAUUUUCAGUAAAAUAAACAUUUAUCUGAGCUGCACAAUUUGAAGAGGAUGAAAUUGGAAUACACCCUCAGACGCUCAGUUUUAAUAAGCAGCUACCAUUGAAAGUUGAUGUAUGUACUAUCAUUCCUUUAGAAUUUGUUUUAUGGUUUAUUUUAAUACUUAAGUAAAUAGGACUUAAUUGCAAAUUUGAAAUAGUGUCCUGGAAAUAAUUUUUUCAUAAGUGUGAGAUUUUCUUUUUUCCUGCUUAUUUCCAAAUGUCUUUCACUGGAACUAUUUGUAAAAUCUUAUUCCAAGCUUUAUGUAAGAGCUUUGCUUAGUCAUCACAUAGUUUGAAGUUUCUCUUUUACCAAAACACCAAACAUCUUUGGCAGGAUAAAAUCUAAAGUAAACCACAAAGAAUUUAAAGUUGAUUCUAUGCCAACAGAAUAAUACAGGUAUAAUAUUUAUCACUGCCAAAUAAGAUUCUUAAAAUCUUUCUGGAGUUUCCUUAAAGAUUUCUUGAAUUUCAUAGAGAAAUAUUGGCUUGUGGCUAGCCCAUUAGAGAAAGAGAGUAGGGAUGUUGGUAUGCUGUUGAGACAAUCUGUAGUCCACAAUACUGUAGCAGUGAGGUACAGGGAAAAUGUGUUUUUCCCAAUUUCACGUCUUGUGAAAAUUGAGUUUUGGGGGUUUUUUUGGGUUUUUUUUCUUGCGAUACGCGGGCCUCUCACUGUUGUGGCCUCUCCCGUUGCGGAGCACAGGCUCCGGACGCGCAGGCUCAGCGGCCAUGGCUCACAGGCCCAGCCACUCUGCGGCAUGUGGGAUCUUCCCGGACCGGGGCACGAACCCAUGUCCCCUGCAUCGGCAGGCGGACUCUCAACCACUGCGCCACCAGGGAAGCCCACAAAUUGAGUUUUUAGAUCACAGUUACUCUGUCAUACCCAAAUUUAUGUAGAAAAACAGUUUAUGUGCUAGUAUAUUUUCUUGUAUAAUGUUAAAAAAUUAAUCUUUUUUUUCCUUAAUUUGACAUGUUUUUUAAGGAAUUUAAAUUUAUUUAGUCAAUAUUUUUGAAUAAGGAAAACAUGCAUAUAGUACAAAAUUUAAAUGGGCCAGAUGGGUAGACACUGAAAUGUAGCAACCAGUGUUACCAAUUUCUUGGGUCUCCUUCUAGAGUUACUUUGCAUAUACAAACAUAUGUAUUAUAUAUACAGAUAUUCUUCUUAAACAUACAGUUGGAAACAUAUCAUAUACACUCUCCUGUACCCAGUAGUAUCAAUUUUAGAUCUGCCAUUAUAAGUGAAUUUUUUCCCCUUUUACCUAGAUACCAUACUUGGUCUAGUUACCAUAGAUCAAUUAAAUGCAUAGAUAGUUAAAUUUAAUUUGAACUAUUUAUGACACCAAGGGAACCUCAAGGAAAUUUCAAAUGAUUCCCAUUGGAAUUUACUCAAAAUGCAAAUAUAUGUAUAUAUCAAUUUUUAAAUGUAUAAAUAUUCAGUUUCCCGUCCCUAUUUGAAACCACUUUGCCCUCCUAGCUCCCCCUCUUCCUUCCCUCAAAAAAGUAUUGGUCUUUUUCCUGAGGCAAUACAGUUCAGGAUGUUAAGUGAUUUACCCAAAGUUUAUUUUAGAUUAACUGUGUCCUCUAAUGAAAAACACCCAUGUUUAAAAGCUUUAAUAAAUUAUCAGUUAGUCAGUUUUUACUAUUUCUGUUACUAUUAUUUUUAUCCAAAGACCUUGCCAUUGUAAGAGUAAAUCAGCACUAGAACCAUAGCAAAAGGUUAUGAUCCUGCUGAAAUCUUUUGAUUUAUUAACAUGAGUGUUUAUAAUGAGAAAAAGUAUAGUUAUUAAUGAAUAAUUCAUUUAGCAUUUAGUCAAAUCCAAGACUAAGCAAAGGGAUAAUGCUACUUCUGAUUAUUUAAAGCAUUGAUUCCCCAUUGAGGGACCCAGAGUCUGUGAGAUUUCCUUGGGACCAAAAGGUACCAAGAUGAUUUGGGAAAAGAUUAAAAACGUAAGGGCUAUGAGUUUACAAGUACAACUAAACCAUCUCUAUUUUCCGCUGUAAGAAUAUAAAAUAGCAAAUAUAAUUGUUUGAAAAUGAAAUUAGCAUAAUUACUAUUACUGAAAAUAUAAACAAAGUUGCUUCAAUAAUUCCCCAACCCCUCCCCCUCAAAAGUCACAGUUCUCCUUUUAUUCACAUCAAGGAGGCACUUUAAGGUCACUUUUCUAAUAACCACCAAGAAAAAAUUAUCUGAAAAAUUAAAGGUCCCAUACUUGAACCCUGAAGAAUCCUAUAUAGUUAUGAAUUAAAGCAACCAAUUAAGAGUAUGUGGGUUGAGAAAGAAUUUCUCAAAGAGUAUGUGGGUUGGUGUGUGUAAACUCUAUGAAAAUGUUAAAAGGUUUAAAAAUUAAAGCAUUGGUUUCAACUUUAGAAUAAUAUCUUCAUAAGUGAUGGAAUGAUUUUCUGUUUGUA
This is a messenger RNA of Globicephala melas (long-finned pilot whale), 7861 nucleotides long. RefSeq names its product purine rich element binding protein G (gene PURG). Gene Ontology annotation, molecular function: DNA-binding transcription factor activity, RNA polymerase II-specific; RNA polymerase II transcription regulatory region sequence-specific DNA binding; purine-rich negative regulatory element binding. Gene Ontology annotation, biological process: regulation of transcription by RNA polymerase II. NCBI's taxonomy places the organism in Eukaryota, Metazoa, Chordata, Mammalia, Artiodactyla, Delphinidae. Gene Ontology annotation, cellular component: nucleus. The record is from RefSeq and is a predicted model, not a curated record.